CGCAGACGGGGCAAUAACAAUCAGCCGCCUGCUUCUUCUUUUUCGCAGAACUCGGUCGCCCGUAUACAGAUCGGAUCAAAUCAAUCAUGGAGAAAGCGGCGGUCCAACAGGACGGGCUUCUCAUCCCGCUCAUCGACUUCUCCAAAUUCCUCAACGGCUCCCCCUCCCAAAAGGCCGAAACAGCCAAGGCCGUCCUCGCCGGCUUCCAGACAGCGGGGUUCAUUUACCUGUCCAACAUUCCGAUCCCCGCUUCCACCGUCACUCAGGCCUUCGAUACGUCGGCCAAGUUCUUCCGCCUUCCCGACUCGGUCAAGGAGUCGCUCUCGUGGACCACGCCCGAAGCCAACCGCGGCUACUCCGCCCCCGGGCGCGAGAAAGUUACGCAGCUGAAAAGCGCGGCCGACGUUUCGGCCCUGCGCACCUCCAUUCCCGACAUCAAGGAAACCUUUGAGAUUGGCCGGGACGACGAACCGGCCUACCCGAACCGCUGGCCGCCCGAGUCCGACCCCGAGUCCGGUUCCGGGCCCGGCCACGGCGAGAUUACCGGCUUCAGGCAGAUCAUGACCUCCUUCUUCGACGCCCUCUCGGAGCUCCACACCUCAGUCAUGCGGGCCAUCGCCCUGGGCAUGGACCUGCCUGAGACGUUCUUUGACCGCUUCGUCUGCGACCGCGACAACACCCUCCGCCUGCUGCACUACCCGGCCGUGCGCAAGGAGCUGUUCCAGAUCAGCCCGGGCCAGGUCAGGGCUGGUGAACAUUCAGACUACGGAACGCUCACGUUUCUCUUUCAGGACGACAGGGGCGGGCUGCAGGUGCAGAGCCCCAGCGGCAAGUUUAUCGACGCCACGCCGAUGGAGGGAACCUGCGUCGUGAACGCGGGGGACCUGCUGGCGCGGUGGAGCAACGACACGAUCAAGAGCACGGUGCAUCGGGUCGUUGAGCCGCCUAGGAAGGAAGGGGAAGCACAGAAUGGGGAGGUGUACCCGGACAGGUAUAGCAUCGGGUUCUUUUGCAACCCCAACUUCAAGGACUACAUCGAGGCUAUCCCAGGAACUUAUGUCACCGAAGCCGACAAAAAGUAUGAGGGCAUCACCAGUGGGGAGUAUUUGGUACAGAGACUGAAGGCCACGUAUUGAUGCGGUCAUGGAGGCAGGACUUAUCCUGCUUCGUUCGGUUUUGUUCCUGGGUGCAGUCCCCAUCAUGCUUCUGCCAUAUAUUGAGCUGUUUGAUGUCCUACUUGUGGCUGCCUUUAUUGCCAUUCGAUAUGUCUCCUGCAUCUUGCCUGGGCUGGGCAACACUGAAGAAAGAUUUAAAAACGCAAUUUUGAUCGUUGAUC
Molecule: messenger RNA, 1336 nt
Organism: Thermothelomyces thermophilus ATCC 42464
Lineage: Eukaryota; Fungi; Ascomycota; Sordariomycetes; Sordariales; Chaetomiaceae
Product: oxygenase
Exons: 3
Coding region: 87-1136 (349 amino acids)
Molecular function (GO): dioxygenase activity
Source: RefSeq, a predicted model, not a curated record